Molecule: messenger RNA, 1096 nt
Organism: Eupeodes corollae
Lineage: Eukaryota; Metazoa; Arthropoda; Insecta; Diptera; Syrphidae
Exons: 2
Coding region: 111-1061 (316 amino acids)
Source: RefSeq, a predicted model, not a curated record
GUAAUAUUUUAUCUGUGGAAUAAACCAGUGCUGGCGUGUGUUUUGUAUUGUUAUUGUUUUGUUAUUUUACCUAAAUUUGCUCAUCUUUUCUGUAACAAUAAAAUUAAACUAUGACUUGGUCAGAUGAAAAGAUUUUAAAAUUCCUAAAAAUGUAUAAAGAUCGUCCAUUGUUAUGGAAUCCAUCGAUUCCAGGAUAUAAAAAUAGAGUUAAACGUCAUAAUUUGCUAAUGGAAUUAUCUGGACAUUUUGAUAUACCAAAAAUUGAAGUUGAAAAAAAACUAAGAAGUCUUCAAUCACAAUUUGCACGUGAAAGAAAAAAAGAAAAACAUUCUCGAUCAAUUGAAAAUAAUGCUAAUGAAGUGUAUAGAAGUAAAUGGUUUGGAUAUAAAAGUAUGUUGUUUCUUGUGGACAAAAAUAAACAUAGGACGAUCAAAUCUGAUAAUGAGUUUUCUGGAAAUGAAGAAUCAUUGCAAGAAAUAAAAAUUGAAGACAGUCUAGGAAAUCAAGACAUUCAGCAUGAAACGAAACCAGAUGUCAAACUACCAUCACCACCAGCAUCGAACCCAAUACCACGAAUAAAAUUACAAAAGCAAUUUACUCGGCCAAAUAAUCCUUCGGUAAAUGUCAAACGUAAACGUCAUUCUUAUUCUGAAGCACUAAGAACACCAGUUUUAGAUGAAGCAAUGCAACUUAUGAGAUCAAUUCAUAAAAAAAUUGAAGAAAAAGAUGAAUACACUUUAUAUGGUGAACAAAUAGCAAUCAAAUUACGUAAAAUUCCUUCACCACGAGCUAGAUUUGUUGUACAAAAUAUUAUCAAUAAAGCCUUAUUCAAUGGAGAAAUGGGUGUGUAUUCGUCCGACGAAACGGAUGUACCAAAAACUUCUUCGCUUGGAAAUGUAUUGCCUUCGGGAAUGCCAGUAUCGACUCCGUCAGCAUCAUUAACUAAUCUGACAGUACCAUUACCGAAGUCAUCAAAAGCACCUGAUGAAACAAUCGACCUGUGUAUUAAGUCAGAAAAUGAGAGUGACAUAGAUAUAGAAGAUUUGGCGUUAUUGUUAUAAAUUAAGAAAUAAAUGAACUUAAUAUUAAAUCCUAG